UAAAUAGCGGCCUCGCUCCCUCGGCUCCUCUCCGCACCCUCCCGGCCUCCCCAACAACAUGCAUGUCACGGUUUCGCUCGGGUCCUGCUGCCUUCUACUGCUCCUGGGGGCUCUGCCUGCGCGGGCAGCCCAUGAUGACCCCAUCGAGAGGGUCAUAGAAGGGUUCAGCCGAGGGCUGAGCAACGCAGAGAGAGAGGUGGGCAAGGCCCUUGAAGGCAUCAACAACGGGAUCACUCAAGCUGGAAGGGAAGUGGAGAGAGUUUUCGAUGGACUGAGCAACAUGGGGAGCCAGGCCGGCAAUGAGCUGGACAAGGCGGCCCAUGGCAUCAACAAUGGCAUCGGACACGCAGAAAAGGAAACAGAGAAGUUAACCCAUGGGGUCAACCACGCUGCUGGACAGGUUGGGAAGGAGAAAGACACAAUCAUCCAUCAUGGGGGCCACCACGGGGUCAACCAGGCGGGCAGUGAAGCAGGGAGGUUUGCUCAGGGGACCCACCAUGCUGCGGGGCAGGCUGGAAACGAGGCUGGGAGGUUGGGACAGGGGGCCCACAAUGCUUUGGGCCACGGUUGGAAAGAGACAGAGAAAUUUGGCCAAGGGGCUCACCACGCUCUCAGUCAGGGUGGGAAGCAGACAGAGAAGUUAGGUCAAGGGGCCCACCAUGCUCUCAGUCAGGGUGGGAAGCAGACAGAGAAGUUGGGUCAUGGGGCUCACAAUGCCUUUGGUCAGCCUGGGAGAGAGGCAGAGAAAUUUAGUCAAGAUGGUCACCAUGCGUUUGGUCAGCCUUCGAAGGAAGCAGAGAGUGUCGGUCAGGGGGCUCACCACGCUCUCAGUCAGGGUGGGAAGCAGACAGAGAAGUUAGGUCAAGGGGCCCACCAUGCUCUCAGUCAGGGUGGGAAGCAGACAGAGAAGUUAGGUCAAGGGGCCCACCAUGCUCUCAGUCAGGGUGGGAAGCAGACAGAGAAGUUAGGCCAAGGGGUUCACAAUGCCUUAGGCCAGGCUGAGAAGGAAGCACAGAAGUUUGGUCAAGGGGUUCACAAUGCCUUUGGCCAGGCUGGGAAGGAAGGAGGGAAAGUGAUACAAGGAGCUGGUCAGGGACUUAGCCACGCCGCAAUGGAGGCACAGCAGUUUGGCCACGGUCACGGCCAUAGCUAUUAUGCUGCAGGGCAGGCUUGGCAAGAGGGAGACAGAGCGAUGUAUCCUGGAGUCAACCAGGCUGGGAGCGAGAUGGAGAAAUCUGGCCAGGGUGUCCACCAUACCAUUGACCAGGCUGUAAAGGAGACAGAGAGAGUUGGCCAAGGGGUCCACAAUGGGGUCAACCAGGCCAGUAAGGAGACAGAGAGAGUUGGCCAAGGGGUCCACACUGGGGUCAACCAGGCCAGUAAGGAGAUAGAGAGAGUUGGCCAAGGGGUCCACACUGGGGUCAACCAGGCUAGUAAGGAGAUAGAGAGAGUUGGCCAAGGGGUCCACACUGGGGUCAACCAGGCCAGUAAGGAGAUAGAGAGAGUUGGCCAAGGGGUCCACACUGGGGUCAACCAGGCCAAGGAGGAGGCAGAGAAAGUUGGCCAAGGGGUCAACUAUGCUGCUGGCCAGGCCGAGAAGGCAACGGAGAAGCUUGGCCAAGGUGUCGACCAUGCUGCUGGCCAGGCCGGGAAGGAAAUGAACAGGUUGCAGCAAGAUGUUCAUAAUGGGGUCAACCAAGCCAGCAAGGAGGCCAACCAGCUGCUGAAUGGCGCUCACCAAGGCGGGUACACAGGCCAACACGGAGGGGCAGGGGCCGCAACCACUACAGCAGUUUCUGGGGCCUCGGUCAACAAGCCAUUUAUCAACUUCCCAGCUCUGUGGAGGAGUAUCGCCGCCAUCAUGCCCUAAACUGAUGCCCAGCUGCCAUGGCCUGGAGGAGCUGGGGGUGGUGAGGGAGAGCUUCCUGGGUGUCCUUAAAGGGGCUGCUUUGAGCUUUGUGAAUAAACACGAACACACUGUCCUUUCUCA
This is a messenger RNA of Mesocricetus auratus (golden hamster), 1990 nucleotides long. It is a transcript of the gene Sbsn, whose product is annotated as suprabasin. Lineage: Eukaryota; Metazoa; Chordata; Mammalia; Rodentia; Cricetidae. The record is from RefSeq and is a predicted model, not a curated record. Bases 59 to 1870 code for a protein of 603 amino acids. The transcript is spliced from 4 exons.